Molecule: messenger RNA, 675 nt
Organism: Oppiella nova
Lineage: Eukaryota; Metazoa; Arthropoda; Arachnida; Sarcoptiformes; Oppiidae
Source: the annotation of a GenBank genome assembly
GUGGCUAACCCGGAGCAUAUAAAGCUAAAAGUGGUGGACCAGGCUCAUAAUGAGAUCCACUAUCGGGUCAAAGUGAGCGCACAGUUCGCCAAACUCAAGAAGUCCUACUCGGAAAGGGCUGGUGUGCCCCUCCAGUCCCUCCGGUUCUACUUCGACAGGCGCCGUAUCCACGACACGGACACACCGGCGCUCCUCCAGAUGGAGACCGACGACGCCAUUGAGGUCUAUGAGGAACAGGUUGGCGGUGAUGGACAACACUUCCUGAUGGUGUUCAUGUAUGGAUCCAAUGAUCACCACAACAGAUGCCAUCCAUGCGAAGAGAGGGUCGGUAUCCCAUCGGACAUGUCAUCGGCGACGGGAACGGUAGACGGAGGGGCGGCUGCGGACUGGGAGCACAUAGAGCUGAAAGUGUUGGGUCAGGACAGCCACGAGACCCGAUUCCGCGUCAAACUCACCACACGGUUGGCUAAACUCAAGAAAUCGUACGCCGAGGCGAAGCGCCUACAGCUCCGGGAACUCCGGUUCUUGUUUGACGGCCACACCAUUCAAGACAGAGACACGCCGGCGCUCCUCCAGAUGCUUAAUGGGGACGUCAUUGAGGUCUAUCCGCCACAGGAUGGCGGUGAUGGCGGUGCCGACGAUGGCAACCACUUCCAGACGGUGUCCACCGUUUAA